GGGGUUUCCAGUGCGCACAGUUCGUGUAGUUUACUCAUUUCACGCCGUCUUCCGUCCAGUGUGUGUGAGCCUGCAGACCUGAGAGGAUCCCGAGACAACACGCGCUCUGAUAGAUCGACAACACCGUCACGCGCUGGUUUCUUUUCACGCGCAGUUCGACGAUUAAAUGCCACGCUGGAAUAUCGAAUCGUCUUUAGAAUCGCGCUCGCGAGUGUUUAUGCAAAUGCGUACGUGCGAGUCCAAUCGUACAUUGGCUUGAAUCGCGCGCUCUAAGGUAGGUCCACACCAUCUGAACAUCAACACAACACUGGCCAGCUUUGCAACCUCAGUCGUCUCUAUGGAAACAGAGUACCAUCAGGCGUCGUUGGGCUCUCUGGUUUGUACCCAAGACGGGGAGGCCAUGAGCUGCCAGACCCCGGGCCCUGUUACAUAUCAGCCGGGGACCACCGGAGCGGGAUCGGACUCCUUCCCAUGCCUGCGCCCCCUCACAUUCCCCCAGCAGUCCAUUGAGGAGGCACGUUGCUCUGGUGAGGUCAUCGUUAUGGUCAAGGAUAAAACAGAGAGUGGUGAUGGGAUUUGUUCCCCGAACAAUGCUUUUGCAUCCAAACCAAUUCUCUCCUCUCCUCCUCGCCGGCAUCAUUCUGUUCCUAAUUCACACCAUCCACAUGUGGGCCGCACUCGGAUGGGCAGCCGCUCCAGCUCCAUCGCCUACACGGCGUUCUCCCCGCGGCCCUCUAUCUCACGCCACUCCAGCAUCGCCACCAACCCCCCGAUGGACCGCUCCAAACCCAAAGACUACCUCAUCCUCGCUGUCAUCGCCUGCUUCUGCCCGGUCUGGCCAAUCAACAUUGUGGGAUUUGUUUACUCCAUCAUGUCCCGGAACAGUCUGGAGCAGGGGAACGUAGACGGAGCGAGACGCUUGGGUCGCGUGGCGAAGCUGCUCUCUGUGGUCUCACUGGUGGGAGGAGCGCUCAUCAUCAUAGCAUGCGCCGUCAAUCUGUCAAUCAAUAUAAAAUCCUGAGAGCGUUGAGCGUGCCAUGGAAUUCAGCUUCGCAUCGGACCACUGACCCGGACGCCACGGCCCUUUUGUUUUGCCCCACCGGCCGCUGCUGUGACGGCAAUCACAUCUCAGAGAGCAAUCGAUCAUCAGAUGUCUUUGUUUUCUGAAAGAACCCUUGAAUUAAUCUGCACAAACAUGCCAUCCUUCAAACAGAUGGAGCAGGACGCUUUCACUGAGGUCUCACACGGAACUGAGAUUAGUUCCU
This is a messenger RNA of Rhinichthys klamathensis goyatoka, 1265 nucleotides long. It is a transcript of the gene prrt2, whose product is annotated as proline-rich transmembrane protein 2. Lineage: Eukaryota; Metazoa; Chordata; Actinopteri; Cypriniformes; Leuciscidae. Gene Ontology annotation, cellular component: membrane. The transcript is spliced from 5 exons. The coding region runs from base 338 to 1021 and encodes 227 amino acids. The record is from RefSeq and is a predicted model, not a curated record.